CGGAGCGAGGCCGCCGCGGCGGCGGGAGGUGGGGCGAGGCAAGGCUUGCUGAGGCGAGGCGGCGGCCGGGCCGGACCGGGCCACAGGCUGUGGUGGCGGGACCAUGGAGGCGGCGGCCGCUGCUCCGCGUCCCCGGCUGCUCCUCCUCGUGCUGGCGGCGGCGGCGACGGUGGUCCCGGGGACGACGGCAUUACAGUGUUUUUGCCACCUUUGUACAAAAGACAAUUUUACUUGUGUGACAGAUGGGCUCUGCUUUGUCUCUGUCACAGAGACCACCGACAAAGUUAUACACAAUAGCAUGUGUAUAGCUGAAAUUGACCUAAUUCCUCGAGACAGACCAUUUGUAUGUGCACCGUCUUCAAAAACUGGGUCUGUUACUACAACCUAUUGCUGCAACCAGGACCAUUGCAAUAAAAUAGAACUCCCAACUGUUGGCCCUUUUUCAGGAAAGCCAUCAUCUGGCCUUGGUCCCGUUGAACUGGCAGCUGUCAUUGCUGGACCAGUCUGCUUCGUCUGCAUCUCACUCAUGUUGAUGGUUUAUAUCUGCCAUAACCGUACUGUGAUUCACCAUCGAGUGCCAAAUGAAGAGGAUCCUUCCUUAGAUCGCCCUUUUAUUUCGGAGGGCACCACAUUAAAAGAUUUAAUUUAUGAUAUGACGACAUCGGGUUCUGGAUCAGGUUUACCAUUGCUUGUUCAGAGAACAAUUGCAAGAACUAUUGUGUUACAAGAAAGUAUUGGCAAAGGUCGAUUUGGGGAAGUUUGGCGGGGAAAGUGGAGAGGAGAAGAAGUUGCUGUUAAAAUAUUUUCCUCUAGAGAAGAGCGCUCAUGGUUCCGUGAGGCAGAGAUUUAUCAGACCGUAAUGUUACGUCAUGAAAACAUCCUGGGAUUUAUAGCAGCAGACAAUAAAGACAAUGGUACAUGGACUCAGCUCUGGUUGGUGUCAGAUUAUCAUGAGCAUGGAUCCCUUUUUGAUUAUUUGAACAGAUAUACAGUUACUGUGGAAGGAAUGAUAAAACUUGCCUUGUCCACAGCAAGCGGACUUGCCCAUCUCCACAUGGAGAUUGUUGGUACCCAAGGGAAACCAGCCAUUGCUCAUAGAGAUUUGAAAUCCAAGAAUAUCUUGGUAAAGAAGAAUGGAACUUGCUGUAUUGCAGACUUAGGACUGGCAGUGAGACAUGAUUCAGCCACAGAUACGAUAGAUAUUGCUCCAAAUCACAGAGUGGGAACAAAAAGGUACAUGGCCCCUGAAGUUCUAGAUGAUUCCAUAAAUAUGAAACACUUUGAAUCCUUCAAACGUGCUGACAUCUAUGCAAUGGGCUUAGUAUUCUGGGAAAUAGCUCGACGAUGUUCCAUUGGUGGAAUUCAUGAAGAUUACCAGCUGCCUUAUUAUGAUCUCGUACCUUCUGAUCCAUCAGUUGAAGAAAUGAGAAAAGUUGUUUGUGAACAGAAGUUAAGGCCAAAUAUUCCAAACAGAUGGCAGAGUUGUGAAGCCUUGAGAGUAAUGGCUAAAAUUAUGAGAGAAUGUUGGUAUGCCAAUGGAGCAGCAAGACUUACGGCUUUGCGUAUUAAGAAAACACUGUCACAACUCAGUCAACAGGAAGGCAUCAAAAUGUAGUUCUGCAGCUUUGCCUGAACUUUACUUUUCCUUCAGAUCUGCUCCUGGGUUUUAAUUUGGGAGGUCAAUUGUUCUACCUCACUGAGAGGGAAUAGAAGGAUAUUGCUUCCUUUUGCAACAGUGUAAUAAGGUCAACGGAAACUCCCCAGGAUUUCUUUGGACCCAGGGUCCUUUCUGUGCACUAUGAACACUUCUUUCCCAGGACAGUUACAAAAUGUUGUGUAGUCUACCUUUAUUUUUUAUUAACACAAAACUUGGGGGUUUUUUUGUAUUGUUUUUUUUUUGAAAAGAUGAUUGCUGGUCUUAACUUUAGGUUAACUCUGCUGUGCUGAAGAUCAUCUUUAAGGGUAAAGGAGCUGGAUUGUUGAGUUAUACAAAACAUUUCUUAUUUUUAAAGAAAGUGAUUUAUUAUUCCUGGUUAGUACAUUCUCAGAGGAUUCUGAACCACUAAAGAGUUUCCUUGAUUCAGACUUUGAAUGUACUGUUCUAUAAUUUUCAGGAUCUUAAAACUAACACUUAUAAAACUCUUAUCUUGAGUCUAAAAAUGACCUCAUAUAGUAGUGAGGAACAUAAUUUAUGCAAUUGUAUUUUGUAUACUAUUACUGUUCUUUCACAUAUCCAGAACAUUACAUGCCUUCAAAAUGGGAUUGUACUAUACCAGUAAGUGCCGCUUCUGUGUCUUUCUAAUGAAAAUGAGUAGAAUUGCUUACAGUCUGUGUGUCUUAAAAGCUGGAGUAUUUUAACUCAAAAAGUUUAUUUAUCUGGGUAACCCAGACAUUUUCUGUUUUGUUUUUUGGAAGGUUUUUUUGUAGUAUGUCAUUUGGUAUUCCAUUUUGAAAAUGCCUUUCUCCUACCCAAAUGUGCUUAAACCACUAAAGAAAUGAAGUGGCAUUAAUUGGUAAAUGUUAUUAUGGCCAUUUUUGAAUAUUCUCACAUCAAGUUUUUGCAUCUAAAUUGUGUUGUCUGUAAGUAUACCUUAAAAAAAAAAAAAACAAGUGGCACUGUAGAUGCUUAUAGUACUCUAAUAAUUUAAAACUUGUAGCAUACAGACUGAUUUUUCUAAAAGGGAAAAUUUGUCUAGCUGCUUGUGAAAAGUUGUAUGGCAUUCUGUAAGCCAUUUUUUCCUUUAUCUGUUCAAAGACAGUGUUAUUUUUUUAAGAAAUGAGUUACAUUUAAAAUUAGGGUAUGGUUAAUGUUAAAUAAUAGGCCUUUUUUCUAGGAAGGUAAAGGUAGUUAAUCAUUUGAGUAGAUAACAGGUGUGCAAAAGAGUCACAUUUGUUAUGUAGGAGUCUGUUCAGUGGACUUUCUGUCUUUGUAACUAAGGUUAGAGUUAGCGUGGUUCUGAGGUCUCACUACACUUUGAGGAAGGCAGCUUCUAAUUCAGUCUUUCCUUCUGUGUGCAGAUACUGCAACUGCUUAUUUACAUGGUUAGGUAAUAAGUUUAGUACACCCUUAACCUUUGGGAGAGUGGUAGCUAAAGAACGUUCUGGGUAUAGGUUCUCCAUUUAACAGAUGUUUUCAGUCAGAUUCAAUGUUUAAAGCCAACUCUUCCCAGUAAGUUGAAACUAGCUUAUAAUAACUGAUUUUUACUUCCAGUGCUUGAAGUCUUAGGGCUUUUCAGAGUUUUCAGAGUUCUCUUUAUCACUGUGAUCUUAUUCUGAUGGGAGAAAAACUAUCAUAGCAGUGAGGCAAGACAUUGACUUCAUAGUGCUAUCAAUUUCCAAAUGAAAGGGUCAAUUACCUUUAUAGUAUUUGGUCAAUAAGAGGUAGUGGCCAUUUACACUGACUGAGCUGCAUUCUGAUUAUGUCUUAUCUCUUAAACAUAGAAUAAAUUUGAAAGACUAUUUGGUCUUAAAGCCAAAGUAAUUUUAGAAUGAAUGACAUAUGCAUAGGAAUUUAGUGUCAGUUUCAUGUGUUUAAAAACAUCAUGGGGAAAAUGUGCUUAGAGGUUAAUAUUUUGACUCCAAAUUUGAGUUUUUUUCUGUAGUUACCAUGAUUUUGUCAAAGCAAAUGAAUGAGUUUGAGGGGUUUGUUUUAUAAUUAUGUUUUAUUUCCUGAUUAAUCUCUAGCUCUGUGAUUAGGUACUCCCCCCCGCCCCCCCCCCCGCCACUCUAAGCCUGCCAGAUCUGCUUUAUGAAAUCCAGGGGACCAAUGCUAAAACUAUUUUUAUAUAAUUUUGAGAACAUACCAAAAGUUCUUGUCUGAUCUAAAAUUGAGAUACAUGAUUUCUCACUCUCAUAUAAGGUAAUCAACUUUUACUAAAGAUAUUCUUUAUUAAAUCAAAGAUUGAAUUGUAAUUAUACUCUUCUUGUCUAAGUGGAUAAAAUGUACUUUUGGUGAGUCAGGGAACUUUUUUAAAAAAUUCGAGUUUAGUUCUAAAUUCAGUUUACAAAUUACUGCAGCAAAUUCCUUUUAUGGGUAAUGACAGUUUGAUAAACCCCGAUUAGUUAUUAUUGAAAAUCAAAGUCACUUAAAAAUGAAAUAGAUCAUGAUUACUAUGGCUGUAACUGCAGAUAUGUUUGACUAGAGUAUUAAUUUUGUCGUUUAGAUACACAAGCCUUUGUUUAUACUGCCCAUCUUCACAUGCUCACCUUUCAAAAUUAAACUUGGUUUAAAAUAUACCUUAAGACCAAUAACCUGUCCACAUCCAUUUCAUCAGUGCCACGGAGGAAUGGGGAUGAGGGAGGUAAGACCCCAUGGGGCACGGGUAUCCCUGGUCCUUCCUUCUUAACUUCAGCCUACAUUUCUCUCAGCCUGCCUUCCUGCUGGCCCCUGACUCAGAGACAGAUUGCCUUGCCACCACCCCAGCCAUCUCCCCUCAGCAGCCUUUUGAAUAGCUGUGGAACGUGCUUCCAUUUCCUUGAGUCACUGGAUGUUGCUGGGAGGGUUCUCUAAGUUUGGAGAUGGGGUGGAUGAUGGCCCUGCUGGCUGCUUUGUGACUUCGGCUAUGGCCAAGCAGUGGAAGGCAGCAAGGUCGCAGUUACGGCGGCAGGAGUUCAUUGUGCCCGAAGCAGGGGCACAGGGCGCCGUCAGAAGAGAGGAGCCUGUAGUUCUGCUAUAGUCAGAGGGCUCAAGAAGGGCCUCGAGUCCGCGCACAGUGACAUGGUUAGUGACGUCAGCAAUUGCACACUGCAGUUCUUCUUACAAAGUGGCCACUUGGCCAUUUCUGCAGCUCACACGUGAGCUCCCUUCAGUUCCCCCUGUACAUCUGAGAGCUGUCCCAUAUAGAAUAUUUUCUAAAACAAGAUGGCAUAGUGCCAACUAAAAUGCAGAACAAAAUCAGUAUCCUGUCGGACAUGUCCUGUCGACAUUUAUUUUUAUCCUUGCACUGAAAGAGUGAUUGUAAGUCAGCUUUCUUUUUGUUUCUUGACUGUGGCAGUGUUCUGGCUCCAAAUGAUGGAGAUUCCAAAUAAUGGUUCUGUUACAGCAUGGCAGGAAAUGCCAGUUCAGAUAUUUUUGAGAUGCUAAAGAAUGGGUCUGGACAUGUAAUCUGUAGCUCCUUGUGUCUACUUUGGAAUGCUAGACUACCCACAGGCCCUCUCUCUAGGAAUGCUGAAAUUCUAAGACCUUCUGAGGAUUGUCAGUACUCCUAAACUUGUCAGCACCAUUAUGCAAUCUUAUUUGUAACUGUAGACUUUAAAGAAUGUGUUUAAUAACAUUCAGCCUGUUUCUUAAAGCUUAAAAAAAGAACUUAAUUGAAUUUGUUUUUAUAUUUUGACAAGAUUUGUGAAUUGAAUAUCAUGAACCGUGUUUUGAUAUCCCUUUUUCACAUUGUGCCAAUGGAAUGGGGUGUUUGGUAUUUCUUUAUAUGUCAAGGAGAUGCUUCAAAAUGUCAAUUGCUUUAAACUUAAAUUACCUCUCAAGAGACCAAGGUACAUUUACCUCAUUGUAUAUAUAAUGUUUAAUAUUUGUCAGAGCAUUCUCCAGGUUUGCAGUUUUAUUUCUAUAAAGUAUGAGUGUUAUGUUGCUAAAUUACUCAAAUGGUACUGUAUUGUUUAUAUUUGUACCCCAAAUAACAUCUUCUAUAGUUUUUGUUCUCUGUAUUUUAUUGUAUUUGUGCAAAAUUCUUUUGGCUUUAUCAGUGUGAUUUCUGCCCUUUCAGAUGUGUACAGAAAAUAUCCAUAUAAAUUUUCAUUUAAAUUGAAUGAUUUUGAGAAACCUGUAAAGAGGAAAGAAAAACAAAAACUGCAGUUCCCCAUAAGUUUUUAAAGUUGUAUAUUGUAUUUGUAGUAAUAUUCUGAAUGAGUUGUAAAUAGGAAGUAGAAGAGCGAUGCUUAUGUCAAGUCCUAACACUACAGUAGAAAAAUGGAAGCAGUGCAAAUAAAUGACUUUUUUUCCCAAGUACAAGUGGCAUAAUUUAAAAUAAAGUGUGUAUAUUGGACCGA
Messenger RNA from Mustela lutreola (European mink), 6000 nucleotides. It is a transcript of the gene TGFBR1, whose product is annotated as transforming growth factor beta receptor 1. The coding region runs from base 104 to 1615 and encodes 503 amino acids. Gene Ontology annotation, cellular component: plasma membrane; activin receptor complex. NCBI's taxonomy places the organism in Eukaryota, Metazoa, Chordata, Mammalia, Carnivora, Mustelidae. The transcript has 9 exons. Gene Ontology annotation, biological process: protein phosphorylation; activin receptor signaling pathway; nervous system development. Gene Ontology annotation, molecular function: ATP binding; SMAD binding; transforming growth factor beta receptor activity, type I. The record is from RefSeq and is a predicted model, not a curated record.